Molecule: messenger RNA, 4262 nt
Organism: Microdochium trichocladiopsis
Lineage: Eukaryota; Fungi; Ascomycota; Sordariomycetes; Xylariales; Microdochiaceae
Exons: 2
Coding region: 413-4102 (1229 amino acids)
Cellular component (GO): plasma membrane
Molecular function (GO): calcium-activated cation channel activity
Source: RefSeq, a predicted model, not a curated record
CACGCACGCCUCUUGAUUCUUGACCUCCCUAACCUGUCUCUUCAUGUUUUCUUGUGCACUUUAGCGAAAACAUCUUUUCCGCAUAGCAUAUGCCCGAGCGCCUCGUCGCGGAUCCCAAGGCCGACCUCCCGCUUGGACGUUUCACACAAAGGCCGUCUCUUCGUCGUACUGACACACUUGUGACUCGUCACAGCCGCAAACACUCGCACACAGAACGAUCCUCCGGCAACUGACUGGAUCUGCACACAUAUAUGAUUGCGCCUCUCACUGGCCCCCACGCCCGUCGUCGGCAUACAUAACGCCAUACCUCUUCCUGGUGAGGGGUUGACCUGAAAACGACAAUCGCACUCGGAGUUCAUCGCGGCCGUUCCACGACAAACGAUAUUGCGAGGACGCGUCGAAACCGCCCACCAUGAGUGACGUCGGGUCGCCGGCCGCCCGCGACAAAAGCCGGGGUCAGAGCUUGGUCUCCUUCGUCACCGCCCUGAGUGCUUCGUUGAUCGUCUUUGGAGUCCAGCUUGGUGUGUUCCUGCUCCUCAGAACAAAACUAGCAAGAAUUUUCAAGCCAAAGACGUACCUCGUUCCAGAGCGCGAGCGAACAGAUCCGCCUCCACAAAGCCCAUGGGGCAUGCUGAGCACCCUGCUUCGCUUCAAAGAUCGCGAAAUCAUCAAGAAGUGUGGACUAGACUCGUACUUUUUCCUCCGAUACCUGCAGACGCUGCUCGUGAUCUUUAUACCAAUCGCUGUGGUGGUCAUUCCCAUCCUGGUUCCGAUCAACUAUGUGGGCGGACUGAGCAACGAUUUCGACGUCAGCAAUGACACGGACACCCCAGUUCAGAGCGAGAUCACGGGUCUCGACACUCUGGCGUGGGGAAAUAUCGAUCCCGACAAAUUGAACCGCUACUGGGCGCACCUUAUCCUCGCGCUUGGAGUCAUCAUCUGGGUCUGCGCUGUGUUCUUCUUCGAGUUGAGAGUCUACAUCAAGGUUCGGCAGGACUGGUUGACCACUGCUGAGCAUCGCCUCCGAGCAUCAGCAACAACGGUACUUGUCAAUGGCAUCCCCGACAAGUGGCUUAGCGAGUCGGCUCUACGCGGACUAUUCGACGUCUUUCCGGGCGGAAUCCGCAACAUCUGGCUCACGCGGGACUUCAAUCCACUCCUCGACAAGAUCAAGCAGCGCGACAAGAUCCACAAACAGCUCGAAGCCGCACAGUCAGACUUGAUUCGAGAGACGAAGCGGAAAUACUUGAAGAAGCGAGAGAAGGACGAGAAAGCAGCGCGGAAAGCAUCGAAGGCAAGGAACCUUACCAAAGAAGAGAAGGCUGAAAGACAGAAGAAAGAAGAUGCUGCCGCGCAGAUGCAAGCCGAAGUUGGUCAAGGUGUUAGUAGCGGAGACAAACAUGAGGUUGCGCAUACCUUGGACGAAGCGGUACACGAUCAGCAAGAUGCGGAACAACAUGACGGCGGACCAUCGCACAAAGAUGACAACGAAAACAUUCUCGCCUCCGGCAUCUCCAAGUUGAGCAAGGGCUUUGGAAUGGGAGCAAACUUCAUCUCAAAGACUGGCCACGGAAUAGCGGGUUCUGGAAAGCAGUUUGGCGAGCGUCUCGAUGGUACUGUCGAGACAACAAAUGGCUUCACCCAGAUUGGCGGCGCACCACGUACGCAGUCGCGCCCCGCGACUCGAGGCUCGGACGUCCGCGAAACACAACUCUCAGCUGAGAAGGACUUCGCAAGAUCGUCUUACGAGAAAUCUCCUGUAUCCACGCGCGCCCCUGUGAUGGGCUCCGCCGACACACAGCCUCGCCAUCGCCCAAGUGCUUCAAUUGCUUCGCAGGAUCAGGAUGCCAUGCUCAACAAGGACAGCAUCGAGAUGCAGAUGUUCAACAACACCACGCGGAAGGCCACCAAUCUUGACAACAUGUACGUCAAUGAAGAUGCGCGGUGGUACCAGUUCUGGAAACCACCAUCUGGAGGCUUCGCAUCCCCCAUUCCCCAGGGCUACGAGGACACAGAUUUUGGCCGGAAGAAGCAGAAGACAUUCUGGCAGAAGCUGAAAGCCAUUUUGCCCUUCUCGGGCGUUGAAAUCGAGCCCAUUGAGUACGAGCCCGCAUACACAGAAGAGGCCAAGGAGGCAAUGGAGAAGGAAGAGAAAGCAGAGUGGGAGAGAUGGGUUAAGAAGUCAUCUCGCCCUACUCAUCGCCUUGCCUACGCGGACUGGAUGUUCGCGAUUCCAUUUGUGAACAAAAAGGUGGACACCAUCUACUGGUGCCGCGCCGAGCUCGCUCGCCUCAACGUCGAGAUCGAAGCCGAUCAGCAACACCCUGAAAGGUAUCCACUCAUGAAGUCCGCCUUCAUUCAAUUCAAUCACCAAGUCGCCGCGCACAUGGCCUGUCAGAGUGUGAUCCACCACGUGCCAAAGCAUAUGGCCCCACGCGUGGUCGAGAUUUCUCCAAAUGACGUUCUCUGGGACAACAUGGCCAUCCCAUGGUGGUCCGAAUGGAUUCGGACCCUCGGCGUCGUUGGCGUCGUGUUUGGCAUGAUCAUUUUCUGGGCGCCCGCCAUCGCAUUUACGUCAACGCUCUCUCAAGUCGACUCACUUAUCAAGGCCUUGCCAUUUUUGAGGUUUCUUGAAACCAACGACGUUUUGCAGUACGUGGCACAGGCCUUGGCUGGUGUCUUGCCAGCUGUGUUGCUCGCACUGCUGCUCUGGCUCGUUCCGAUCAUCAUGGACUUCCUGGCAAACCUUAAGGGGGCUAAGACAGGAUCCCAAAAGUCGGAGAUUGUGCAGCAGUUCUACUUUGCUUUCUUGUUCGCGCAGGUGUUCUUGGUCGUGUCGAUCGGUGCCACACUCACUCGAUUCUUGGCCGACAUCGCCGAGAACCCGGCGGAUAUUCCCAACCAGCUUGCUAGCAGUGUACCGGGGGUUGCCAACUACUUCUUUUCUUACAUGAUUCUCCAAGCCCUUUCUGUCAGCUCCGGUACACUGCUGCAGAUUGGUGCCUUGGUCGGCUGGUACAUUAUUGCCAGGAUCAUGGCCAACACUGCGCGUGAGAAGUGGAGGACGCAGACGCAGCUACCCAACGUUAAAUGGGGCUCUUACUUCCCCGUCUACACCAACUUUGCCUGCAUCGCUCUGGUUUACUGCAUCAUCGCUCCGAUCAUCUCCAUAUUCGCCAUCAUUACCUUCAGCCUGCUUUGGAUCGCCAAUCGCUACACCAUGCUCUAUGUCAACCGCUUCACGCUUGACACUGGUGGUGUGCUGUAUCCUCGAGCGAUCAACCAGACGUUCACAGGGCUGUAUUUCAUGGAGAUCUGUCUGAUUGGUUUAUUCUUCCUUGUGAGGGACGAUGAUAACAAGGCCGUGUGCUCGGUGCAGGCGAUCAUCAUGAUCGUUGCGACCAUCCUGACUGUCUUGUAUCAGAUUCUGCUCAACAUGUCCUUUGGGCCAAUGUUCAGAUAUCUGCCCAUGACCAUCGAGGACGAGGCGGUAAUCCGCGAUCAGGUCUUUCAGCGCGCCCAAGAUCGUCGUUUCGGUCUUGUCCGCGAUGAAGAGGAUGAGCAUACCGACAAAGAGAGCGGCCUGCUGGCGGGGCACUCGGACGGCGCACGGGGUUCAUCUGACGAGAACUCCGGCGUUGGUCGGCGUCGCUCGAACAAGCGCGUUGGCUUCAAACCAGUCAAGAUGGUAGUCGGCGCGGGAAAGACUUUGACACAGAAGACCUAUGGCCGAGCCGAGGAGCGCAUGCAGACUGCCAGCAAGGUGCGGGACGCCAAGAGGAACAAAGACCUGGAGGCCCAGAGGGCCAUAGGUGACGCUCUCUAUGGCGGGUUCCAUGACGAAAUCGAAGAUCUGACACCCGAGGAGCGUGACACCCUGGUCAGGCGUGCGUUCACGCACUCUGCGCUGCGAGCCGUGCGCCCGACGGUCUGGAUCCCACGUGACGACAUUGGCGUCAGCGAUGAUGAGAUCCGGCGCACAAACCAAUUCAGCGAGCAUAUCUGGAUCUCUAACGAGGGCACGGCCUUGGACAGCAAGGCUCGGAUCGUGUACGGACGGGCCCCGCCAGACUUUUCCGAGGUCGACAUUAUGGUUUUGUAAUCGUACUUUGUCCUUUCACCAGCAGAGAGCAGUUAGACGUCGCAGCCAACAGACCCUCCCUGAGCGACCUAGAUCAGACAUAAAGGCAUGACCUAGAUAGAAUAGUUCUUUCACCUUCAUCCACACUUAAUCAUCAUAACAUACCAGUUUUUUCGUACGU